AACCGCCGCCGUAUAUACCACCAUAUUAUUCUAAUCCCUUGUUUGUCUAUCAUAUUCGCUAUCUGGGCAUUAGUUCUUUCUUGUCAUGAGCAGCGACGGCGCUGCCGCGUCCGCCGUGACUUCUGAGCUGCAAGACUCGCAAACCCAAGCUCCCAUCACAUUACCGGCCGAUGUCUCUCAUGAGCCUGACAUCACCCCUUCUGACAUUACAGAGAACGGAACUGGAAACACCGCGGGUGGGGAGGAUGGGAAAGACGUGGCGCAGGAGAACGGGGCGAUGGAGGAGCAGCACGAGUCGGGCGAUGCGGCCGGAUCGAAUGAAGAGGGGCACCAUGAGUUCAUAUUCGAGGACAACUACGAUCUGAAGCGCGUCAAAGUGUACGAACUGGUCGGCUCGCGUUGGGUCGAUCAAGGCACUGCGUUCUGUUCUCCGUACCAAGAAGGACCAUCUGAAGAAGCCUACCUGAUAGCGCGGUCAGAGGCAGACCCCCAGACCCUCAUUCUCCAGACGUCAAUCCGAGCUAGCGAUGUAUAUCAGCGGCAACAAGAUACGUUGAUUGUCUGGACGGAGCCGGACGGAGUUGACUACGCGCUGUCUUUUCAAGACCCUGAUGGGUGUCUGGAAGUAUGGAACUUCAUAGUCACGCGACAAAGGGAAAUGAAUGCGGGAGGCACGGAGGACCAGCAAAUGACAAGUUCGCCAAAUAUUGGGCCGGAACCAUCGACACCCAAUGGAAUCUCGACAGCAGCCAUCGUCAGGGCUGGCCGAUUGCCACCUCCGGCUCUGGGGGUUAUAAGCGAGAUUGAGCGAGCAAUCAAAUCACUGGCCCGCACUGCCCACCUCAAGGAGCGAAUGUGCGAACAUAUUCAGCAGGAAGGAUACAUCAAGCAUCUAGUAGACGUAUUCAACCAGGCGGAAGACCUUGAGAGCCUCGAUAACUUACAUGCUCUUUGCACCCUCAUGCAGACCAUACUCCUCCUCAAUGAUCAUACCAUGUAUGAACACGUCCUCGAUGACGACGUCUUCUUUGGCGUCGUAGGCAUGCUCGAAUAUGACCCCGAGUUUCCCACGUAUAAAGCCAACUACCGCGAGUUCCUGGGGCAGACCACGCGCUUCCACCAACCCAUCCCUAUCCGUGACGAAGUCAUCCAGAGAAAGAUACAUCAGACGUACCGGCUGCAGUUCCUCAAGGAUGUCGUGCUCGCGCGCGCGAUUGACGAUUCCACGUUCAACGUACUGAACUCGUGCAUCAUUUUCAACCAGAUAGAUAUCAUCACCCACGUGCAGAGUGAUCAAGCGUUCUUGAAGGAGAUCGUGGAAAUCUUUGAGGAAUCGGACGUUGGGAGCGGAAAAAAACCAGAGACUAUGGACAAGGAGGAUGGGAAAGAUGCCGAGAAGCCUGCUGACGGGGAUAAACCUGAGGACGCGAUGGAUGUCGACGAACCGCAGAAGUCUUCCAACGGGUCGGCACAACCCAACGGCCACACUGUACCCAAUGGAGACGCAAGAUCUAGGCCACCAGAACGGAGCGAGUCCCAUCGACGAGAGGUCGUUCUAUUGGUCCAGCAGCUGUGUGCUAUGGGUAAGAAUGUCCAACUCCCCGCACGAAUGGCGCUGUUCCGGACUCUGGUAGACCGAGGUCUUCUUCUCGCCGUGCAAUGGGCAUUUUCGCACUCUGAGAAGACAGAAGAAGGGAGACAGAUGAUCGCUGCUGGUGGUGAGAUCCUCUCUGCGAUGCUGGACCACGACACAAAUGGAGUCCGCGGGUACAUGGUCCGGAGACAGAUCCAAAUCACUGGAGAGACGGGCAAGGAGAAACCUGCAACUCCUGCAGCACCGGAAACCCUACUGUCACUGAUGUGCAGAGUCUUGUCUCAGAGUCGCGAUUUGGCAGUGCAGAGCCAGAUAGGCGAUUCUCUGAAGUUACUCUUAGAGAUUCCUCCUGAUGGCGGACUUGAUGCACCAGCUGUGAGUGCUCUUGGUAUCAAAAUGCUUACAAGGAAAGACGACCCAAGUACGGAGAUCUUCCUGGACUACUUCUACAAGCAAUGCAUCGACACACUGUUCAAGUCCCUCACUGACUUACCAGACUAUAAGAACGUCACGGAUCCGACCCUCGGUUUGACACGAGAAAAAUCCAAUCUUUUCCUCUACCUUUGCGAUCUCCUGUCAAGUUUCGCCCUACAACACUCCUUCCGCAGUCAUUUCUACAUCCUGUCCUCUAAUAUCGCUUCUCGAGUUGCCUCACUACUAGGCACGCGAGAUAAGCACCUUCGCCUUGCGGCUUUCCGGUUCUUCAGGGCACUUCUAAAGUUGAACAACAGGAAUAUGAACGCGCACCUCAUCAAACUCGACAUUCUCAAACCCAUCCUCGAUUUAACCGUGCGCGAGUCUCGCAGAGACAACCUAAUCAGCUGUUCGUGUCAAGAAUUCUUUGAGCAUAUGCGCCGGGAGAACAUGAAGGAUCUCAUACAUCAUUGUAUGACUACCCAUCAGGCUACUAUCAAGAAGCUUUCGGAAUCGGGUCUAGGAACCGCACGAUUCAAGGCGCUCAUCCGCCGCUAUGAGAUGAACAUUGAGCCUCCACCCAUUGAGCCUUCCAAACCAGAGGCAACACCGGAGCGGCGCAGUAUAUGGGGUCAGGGGCGAUUACUGGAAGCCGAGGAGGAGAGCUAUUUCAAUACCGACGACGACGAAGAAGAGAUGACCCUUCUCACUUCUCCGUUCCCGAGAGCGCAAAGCACGCCGCCCCCUGGUGGUAUAAGGCGAAAACGCUUAAGAGGGGGUCCAGCAAUGAGACCUGUUCGUCCUCCGAAUCCCACCCCGCUUCGGUCCCCUUCCCCCGCUCUUGGUAGUCUAUUGGACUACGAGGACGAGGACGAGCCUCCGAAUGGGUCCAUGGAAGCUUCAACGUCGCAAUUGCCUUCUUCCUCUCCGAAGCCGAGUCCUAUCUCCCAACCUUUCUCUGGAGACGAGGUGCCUCCCAGUCCGACGUUGUCCCAUAGGCAAAUACCGGCCAAAGUCUUCAAGCCCAUGGAGGAAGACGAGGAUGAGACUGAUCGGGAGCUUGAAGCGCUCCUGUCAAAAUCGGCCUCAUCUGUCCCGUCUUCGCCAGCAUCCUUAGAGCCUCUAACUCCGAAACGGCGGAGGGAAGACGACGAGGAUGAUGGGCUUAUGGAACGCCUGGCGAGCAAAGCGGUCAAGCGACCUAACGUGGGCGUCGAGGAGGAAAAGUCAGGUCGCGCUACGGAGCCCAAACAGUCGGAUGAGGCUCCACGGAAAAUCAAGCUGAAGUUCGGUGCUACAAGUCUAGCGGUAGCCUCAGCUUCGCCGUCCCCGGUACCUUCAGAACUCAGUGCGAAGGAUGGAGACACCGGGUAACAUGCGUGCUUAUGCGUAGGAUACCUGUAUGAUUGUCUAAUAUGUCCAAUGCACACAUGAACGAUUAGAGUUCAUUGGCUAUCAUUGCAAGAGAUCCGGGAUAUAAAGCAGCUUUCGCGACUGAUGUAGCAUACAGGGAGGAUUCAGACAAACGAUAAAGAGGUGUAACCUCAAGGAGAUACUAGUCAGAACAGCGAGCAUGGUAUGCAAAACUGGGGAAAGUUGCUGAAAGGAACGACAAGACGGAUUGCGGGAACUCAUGUAGAGAGAAUGGAUGACAAAACUGCAAACGGCGCAUAAUAAGGUGACGCUGACAAAAGGAGAUAUAUGUUACUAGUGAUGGAUUGAGAUGGGCGGAAACAAUUUGCGGGGGUAGGAUGAAGAAUAAGAGAUGAGCGUCCAAAACGACAACAACACAUAACCUAAAGAAAUAUAUGCGAGCAGAGUAUAUGGAUAUGAUCAUAAGUGAAUAUACACGUGAUAUAUGCAGAAUGCGUCUCGAAUCAGCCGGCACGAGCGGCCUCUAGGUUGUUGGUUUGCGUGGACAUUGAGUGAGGAAAAUGCUCGUUGUUGCUGUCAGCGCUAGACUGAUCGGGUAUAGGAUGAGGAGACGGAGACAUAGCGAAAGGCGAGAACGUCGAUGAGGUGUAGCCUUGCGGAUUCCCUCUUGGGUAGGCUGCGUUUGUCGCCUGCGGGUUAUAUUGUUGCGAUGAGGGCGAUGGAGAGAAGAACCGAGGUGGAGGCGAAACCGAAUAAUGAUAUGUGGGAGAUGUCAUGCCAGAGGUGUCGCGACGGAUAGAGCGGUUCAGGUCCGGGUCUAUGUAAGUGGGCUGAGGUUGCCUGGGCUGAAAGGGUUCCGCGAAGGCAGAUGGGACCUGCGUUGAAGAUUGUCCAGCACCAGCGUGCUGCUGAUGAUGCUGGUGACCGCCUG
Molecule: messenger RNA, 4313 nt
Organism: Gloeophyllum trabeum ATCC 11539
Lineage: Eukaryota; Fungi; Basidiomycota; Agaricomycetes; Gloeophyllales; Gloeophyllaceae
Product: DUF625-domain-containing protein
Exons: 12
Coding region: 86-3382 (1098 amino acids)
Biological process (GO): protein dephosphorylation; DNA damage response
Cellular component (GO): nucleoplasm; protein phosphatase 4 complex
Molecular function (GO): protein phosphatase activator activity
Source: RefSeq, a predicted model, not a curated record